CGCUGUAAACCCGCGCCUCCUCCGUUGAUUUGUUCCAGAGCCCCGUCCUUCCUUCAGUCAUGGCGAUGCACGCUAAGGCCACUCCGCCCCAGAUCCCCGACACCCGCAGGGAGCUGGCGGAUCUGGUCAAGAGGAAGCAAGAACUAGCCGAGACCCUGGUGAACUUGGAAAGACAGAUCUAUGCGUUCGAAGGCAGUUACUUAGAAGACACACAGAUGUACGGAAACAUCAUAAGAGGAUGGGACCGCUACCUCACCAAUCAGAAAAACUCCAACAGUAAAACCGACAGACGAAACAGGAAAUUCAAAGAAGCUGAACGUCUUUUUAGCAAAUCAUCAGUGACCUCUGUCGCAGCGGUGUGUGCGCUCGGUGGGGUUCCAGACCACAUGAACGAAAAGCGUGAGGCAGGUAGCGGCACAGAGAGUGACGCUUCUCCAGAUCUCCAGAACCAGGAGAACGAGCCGAGCCAAGACGACACUGAGGAACUGGACUCGAAACCCCAGAAAGCGGCUUCUUCCUCCUCCUCUAGCAGCCAUCACAACUCCCACAAGAAGAGGAAGAACAAGAAUAGGCACAGCCCGUCGGCCAUGUUUGAUUAUGACUUUGAGUUUGACAUGAAGGUGAACAAGAAGCCAAGAGCGGACUACUCCACCUGAACCUCCAAGAUCUCUUCUCCCCCACUCUUUUUCCUCUCCUCUCCCUCUCUUUCCUCUCUUCUGUUCCUCUCCUCCUGUCACUCUCUCUUCUCUGCUCUCUCUCUCCCCCUCUGUCUCUCUCCCUCACCCUCCCCUCCCUCUGCCUCUUUCUGUCUCCUCUUCUCUUUCUCUCCCCCUCUCUCUGUCUUUGGAUCUCCUCCUGCCUCCCUGUCUCCUCCAGAUCAGAACAUUUUUGGACUUUUUUUAAUGUGUUUUUCCUUCACAUUCCGGUGGCUCGUGUGGCUCCCGUGGCUCAUGUGGUGGUGGAGGUGGCAGGGCUGCAGGUCCCACACUGGUGUCUGCAUAGUGUUAAAGAUUUGUAUUUAUUAUUGUCUAUGGAGAAUCACAGCAGUUUCACACUUUUGUUUUUUUACAUGGGCUCAUUAUUUCACAUGUUUUAUAAAAAAAAGAAUAAAAACCAUUUGGAU
Molecule: messenger RNA, 1123 nt
Organism: Periophthalmus magnuspinnatus
Lineage: Eukaryota; Metazoa; Chordata; Actinopteri; Gobiiformes; Gobiidae
Gene: meaf6
Product: MYST/Esa1-associated factor 6
Exons: 7
Coding region: 60-656 (198 amino acids)
Cellular component (GO): NuA4 histone acetyltransferase complex
Source: RefSeq, a predicted model, not a curated record